ACACAAGGCAAGUACAGCCGUCUCCACCAUGGUCCUAUGACCAGUCCUACCAGUACCUGGGCUCCAUUGCCACCCCCUCCGUGCACCCCGCCACGCCAAUAUCUCCUGGCAGGGCUAGCGGCAUGACAUCCCUCACCGCAGAGCUUUCCAGCCGGCUGUCAAGUGCUUCCGAGCUGACAGCGUUCAGUGACCCCCGGGUGGGAAUCGACCGCUCCUUCUCUGCGCUCCCCUCCAUCUCUGACCCUCGGAUGCACUACCCGGGAGCGUUCACCUACACGCCGACGCCUGUCAGUUCAGGAAUAGGAAUUGGUAUGUCUGCCAUGUCCACAGCCACGAGAUACCACACUUACCUCCCACCUCCCUACCCCGGCUCGUCGCAGGCCCAGGGCAGCCCGUUCCAGACCAGCUCACCCUCCUACCACCUCUAUUACGGAACCUCUGCUGGCUCCUAUCAGUUCUCCAUGAUCUCGGGGGGAGACCGGUCUCCCCCACGCAUCCACCCGCCCUGCACCAACGCCUCCACGGGAUCGACGCUUCUCAACCCCAACCUCCCCAACCAAAGCGAUGUGGUUGAGGCGGAAGGGAGCCACAGCAACUCCCCAACUAACAUGGCAACCACAGCGAGGCUAGAGGAAGCAGUGUGGCGACCAUACUGAGCGAAUUUUAAGUAGUUAUGGGUCAGGACUAAUGUGCUUUCCAUUUCCCGGUGCCCGUAGGUAUCCCAUAAACACCCGUCUUGCUUAUGGGCCCUGCCAUGUUCAUACAUCACUUUCAGAAGCAAACCCUCCAGAAGUCAGCGCUCCCAGGAGCGGUGGCCUGUAUUAGCCAGCCCCUGUCGAAGCGAUGUCGCUCCAGCAAAGCAUCCCUCAUGGGGGGCUGAGCUUCUGGAAAGGAGGAUGCCCGGGUUGGUGGUCCAGAGGUAGUGAGGGUGGGUAGAAAGGUACCCAGUCUGUUUCCAGGCCUGUGGCUUUCCAGCGUGCCUGGGCUUGAAGGUCUCCACAACCCUAAAGAGAGUUUCGGUUCACUUCUAUUUUUAAGAUUUAAAACCUAAAAAAAAUCUUAGUGAGUUUACUGCAUCUUAUGGACAUAUUAACUGUAAGGAAGUAUAGGAAGAUUCCCAGAGGGAAACUGUGAA
Molecule: messenger RNA, 1135 nt
Organism: Nestor notabilis (Kea)
Lineage: Eukaryota; Metazoa; Chordata; Aves; Psittaciformes; Psittacidae
Product: runt-related transcription factor 1
Exons: 2
Biological process (GO): hemopoiesis; regulation of transcription by RNA polymerase II; regulation of cell differentiation
Cellular component (GO): nucleus
Molecular function (GO): ATP binding; DNA-binding transcription factor activity, RNA polymerase II-specific; RNA polymerase II cis-regulatory region sequence-specific DNA binding
Source: RefSeq, a predicted model, not a curated record